Eptesicus fuscus (big brown bat) is the source of this 2687-nucleotide messenger RNA. RefSeq names its product IQ motif containing G (gene IQCG). Bases 143 to 1615 code for a protein of 490 amino acids. The record is from RefSeq and is a predicted model, not a curated record. Gene Ontology annotation, biological process: positive regulation of Wnt signaling pathway; sperm axoneme assembly; cilium organization. Gene Ontology annotation, molecular function: signaling receptor activity; protein binding. The transcript has 4 exons. NCBI's taxonomy places the organism in Eukaryota, Metazoa, Chordata, Mammalia, Chiroptera, Vespertilionidae. Gene Ontology annotation, cellular component: sperm flagellum; membrane; cytoplasm.
UCCUUCCUUCUGUACUCCUUCCUCUCUUUCCAGAAAUGGCUUUAGCUCUUACCUCGAUCCUUUGUUUUUGUCCCCGAGGCUGACUUCAUUUUUGUGAUAUUAUACAUGUACCUUGGAAGUUAACAAAGCUAACUUAAGAAGAAUGGAAGCAAGCCAACUGGAAGCCUCAAAUCUUUCUUCAAAAACUUGGCAACCUGAGGUGACGGUGUCAGUGACAGGCGAACCACCUAGUAUAGUAGUAGAAGAAGAAGAAACAGCUCCAGAAACAGACAUAGAAGUCAUCCCAGAAAUCAUAGAGGCACUCUCCAUUCUAGAUGUACUGAGGAUCUGUGCUGUUCUGGAAGAUACCACAGACCAGCUCUCUAUUCUAAACUAUAUCAUGCCAGUUCAGUAUGAAAGAAGACAAAGCACCAUGCUGGCGAUUGGUGGAGAAAGCGGCAGCUGUCCCAGUGGAGGCAACGAUGGGGCGGUCUCAGGGAGUCAGGACCAGCUGGAACGCAUCACCCCCUGGCGCUGCGGUGAUCACUCACCUUCCCUGCACUGCUGUGGCCAGCGGGGAACCAUGGCCCUGCUCUUCAUGCUUCUGUCCUUGGUGGCGGGUGUUUUGGGGAAUGAGUUUAGUAUAUUAAGAUCACCAGAGUAUGUUGUUUUCCGCAAUGGAAAUUGGUCUAUACCAGGAGAGCGAAUCCCAGACGUGGCUGCAUUAGCCAUGGGCUUCUCUGUGGAAGAAGAACUUUCUUGGCCUGGACUUGCUGUGGGUAACCUAUUCCAUCGUCCUCAAGCUACUGUUAUGGUGAUAGUGAAGGGAGUGGACAAACUCGCUCUACCCCCAGGCAGUGUCAUUUCCUACCCUUUGGAGAAUGCAGUUCCUUUUAGUCUUGACAGUGUUGCAAAUUCCAUUCAUUCCUUAUUUUCUCAAGAAACUCCUGUAGUUUUGCAGUUGGCUCCCAGUGAGGAAAGAGUGUAUAUGGUGGGGAAGGCCAACUCAGUUUUUGAAGAUCUUCCAGUAACCUUAGGACAGCUCCGCAAUCGCCUGUUUCAAAAAAACUCUGUUCUUAAUUCAUUUCCCCUCAAUUCUCUGAGUAGUAACAAUGAAGUUGAUCUGCUCUUUCUUUCUGAACUGCAAGUUCUGUGUGAUAUUUCAAGUUUGCUGUCUCGACAUAAGCAUCUAGUCAAGGAUCAUUCUCCUGAUCUAUAUUCACUGGAGCUUGCAGGUUUGGAUGAAAUUGGGAAACAUUACGGAGAAGAUUCUGAGCAAUUCAGAGAUGCUUCUAAGGUCCUUGUUGAUGCUCUGCAAAAGUUUGCAGAUGGCAUGUAUAGUCUUUAUGAUGGGAAUGCAGUGAUAGAGCUAGUGACUGUCAGAUCAUAUGACACAUCACUUGUGAGGAAGACAAGGACUAUCCUUGAGACAAAACAAGAGAAGAACCCAUCAAGUCCCUAUAACCUUGCAUAUAAGUAUAAUUUUGAGUAUGCAGUGGUUUUCAACAUGGUACUUUGGGUAACGAUCUCCUUGGCCUUGGCUGUGAUUAUCACCUCUUACAGUAUUUGGAACAUGGAUCCUGGAUAUGAUAGCAUCAUUUAUAGGAUGACAAACCAGAAGAUUCGAGUGGAUUGAACUUUCUUUAUGCCAAAAUUACAAAAGGGGUUUGGAAAUUGGCUGUUUUGUGAAAAUAGUGUAAUUUAAAGUAGAUAGUAUACUUUAAUUUUUUUUUUAAAAAAGCAAAUUUUGUUCUCUAUUUUGUGUGUACCUGUGAAGUUGUUUUAGAGUAAAGUAUAUUGACAUGAAUUGAUUUGUGUGAUAGAUUUUGUAAUAUGCUCAAAUAUUAAUUAUAAUUGCAUCCCAUUUAGUAUUUGAAUAUAAUACACUGAAAUAAAUGUAAAACAUUUAGAAUAGUUUGUGUAAUUUAUGUUGAGAAAAAGCACUGAAUUUAUUAGAGAAACUUUUAAAUGCUCAACGUCCUUACACAGGAUAGGUGAACAUCAUAUUUGGGUUGUUAUAUGCUAUGAGCAAUGGCUUAUUUUGAUGUUAAUAUUUCUGAAGCAAGAGAAAAGGUUUUAAACUUUAUAGCAGCCCUAAACUAUGAAAGUGCAUGUACAGUCACUGAGAUUUGGAACUGCAUCUGAUUGACAGAGAAUAGCUGUUUUUUAAGUUAUUCUGAAAGUUUGGUGAUCCACAUUUGGUGUAAUGUGGAUAUUAAAAAUACUACAGUGAUCUAAAAAGAAACUAGCUUUGUGGAGUUAUAAAUGCUUGUAAUUAUACACACAAAAACAUAUUGAGGGAACAUCUUGGGCCAUGAAUAUAGAGUCUUUUAGUUUGCUGGCCAGUGUGGCUCGGUUGCAGCAUGGUUUGGUACACCGAAAGAUUUCAGAUUCAAUUUCUGGUCAGGGCACAUACCCAGGUUACAGGUUCAAACCCCUGUUGGGGUGUGUGCAAUAGGCAGCCAGUCAAUGUUUCUUUCUUGAAUUGAUGUUCCUCUCUGUCUCCCGCUCCCUUCCUCUCUUUCUAAAAUCAAUAAGAAAGCAUAUCCUCAGUUGAGUAUUAAAAAAACAAAUGUUAAAAAUUUUUUUUUCAGUAACUGGUUUGUAUCAUUAUAGAAUAUUAAGUGGAAGUAGAUGCUCCCUACUUAUCAUGUGGAAGUGGACCAAUGUCUAUAAAGAGCAACAAAUAAAGUUAAUGAUUCCAAACA